GUAAACAAAAAUCUUUGGUUCAUUUUUGAUUUUGUAGAUUAGAUUUUAACGAAACUUAAUUAGUUGAUUGUGAUAAUUUAUUUUUAUUUUUUGAUGAGAAUUUGAUAAAAUGUGUGGUAUAUUUUUCUCUUGUUCAAAUAGUCGAGAUGAAAAUGGCUGUUGUGAUGACAAUUUGAAGGAAUUUCUAUUAAGACGAGGACCUGAUUGUUUCCAUGAAAUUGGUUUAGUUAAAUUUGGUUAUUGGUUUAAAUUCCAAGGUAAUGUUUUACAUCUUCGUGGUGAUCAACUGGUUAAACAGCCGAUUAUGGUUAAUCAGAAUGUUCUUCUAUGGAAUGGAGAAAUGUUUAAUUGUAAUGGAGAAAAUGGUGAUCAAUCAGAUUCGCAGUUUCUAUUCAAUCAAUUGGAGCUUUGUGAUGGUGACGAUCAGUUGAUUUAUCGGAUUAUCGGCAGAAUUCAAGGUCCAUUCGCUAUAAUUUAUUGGGAUGAAAAAUCUCGAACUUUAUUCUUUGGUAGAGAUUCUGUUGGAAGGCGAAGUCUUUGUUGGAAAAAGGCUGACGAACCAUUCGAAUUGAAAUUAUCAUCCAUUUGUGUUCCCGGUGAAAAUGAUUGGGAGGAAAUUCCUGCAAACGGAAUUUACAGUUUAAACUUUUCCCAUGAAAAACCUGAGGUUAAAUUAAGGAAUUGGAAACAAAAUAUUGCCGGUGAAUUAGUUGAUCACAUUGAAUCAAUACCUUCGCCCAUAAUUACAACCUUAAAUGACGAGCUUCCCAAUGAACUUAAUUUAAUCAGUUCCGUUGUCGAUGAUGAGACUGUUAACAAUUUAAUUUCAAUUCUAUCACAAUCAAUAGAAACUCGAGUUACUAAAUUUAACCAACUGUGCCAAAAAUGUGUCGAAAAUUUCAGAGAGAAAUGUGAUCAUUCAUCGGUCGGUAUUCUAUUCUCAGGUGGCCUGGAUUGCACCACUUUAGCGAUUCUUAGUGAUAAAUAUAUUCCAAUGUAUCAAUCGAUUGACUUGAUCAAUGUCGCUUUUUCUAUUGAUGCUCCUGAUCGAUUAACUGGACUUGAAUCUUUCGAAGAAAUUUCGGCAUUAAGACCUGAAAGACGUUGGAAUUUCGUACAAAUCGAUGUGACAUUAGAAGACUUGAAAAUCGCAAGGCAAAAGUACAUCAAACACUUGAUCAAACCAUGUAACUCGGUUCUCGAUGAUAGUAUCGCUUGUGCUGUUUGGUUUGCGGCCAAAGGUCAUGGAAUCUGUCGGUCAGUUGAAUAUCAAAGUCCAGCUCGAAUUUUACUCCUUGGAAUGGGCGCUGAUGAACAAUUCGCCGGUUAUUCCCGUCAUCGAACUGCUUUCCAGAGAAAAGGAUGGCAAGGAUUAAUUGAUGAAGUUCGAAGCGAUAUAGUCCGAAUUCCGUUACGAAAUUUAGGAAGAGAUGACAGAAUUAUUAGUGACCACGGGAAAGAAUGUCGACUUCCAUAUUUAGAUGAGAAUCUAAUCAAUUACCUCAAUUCAUUACCAAUUUGGAAGAAGACAAAUUUAACAUUAGAACGAGGAAAAGGUGACAAGAUAUUAUUACGUUUUGUCGCAUUAAAACUUGGCCUUACCAAAGUGUCGGGUUUCCCGAAACGUGCAAUUCAAUUCGGUUCUAGAAUCGCUCAUCUUGAGAAACGCAAAGAAAAAGGUCACGAACUUUGUCCAAGAUUAACUGACCUUCCAAACGAAUCAUAACAAUCAAAUUAUUCACAAUAACAACACAAUCAACCAACUAUCAAUUGUUAAUUUUGUUACUUAUUCAAACUUUCACCAGAAAAAAAGUCAAAUUCCACCACAACAAUUAACCCAAAUUUUAUUUUCUUUUGAAAUAAAAUCGAAUAAAAAACUCGAUUUUCUCAUUAAAAGUAUCGAUUUAAAAUCGAUGGCGUUUAUCAUA
This is a messenger RNA of Panonychus citri (citrus red mite), 1928 nucleotides long. RefSeq names its product asparagine synthetase domain-containing protein 1-like. The transcript has a single exon. The record is from RefSeq and is a predicted model, not a curated record. Lineage: Eukaryota; Metazoa; Arthropoda; Arachnida; Trombidiformes; Tetranychidae. Gene Ontology annotation, molecular function: asparagine synthase (glutamine-hydrolyzing) activity. Bases 110 to 1726 code for a protein of 538 amino acids.